UUUCGUACUUCUUCAAAAUUCUUUCGUAAUUUUUUAAAAAGAUGUGCGAUUUAUAAUUGUUUACAUUCUUCAAUUGCGAUUUAUUACUAAGGUUUUGGUACUCAUCAUUUGCGGCUUUACCAUCUGAUUCGAUUGGAUUAUAUUGUUACAACUGCUGUUGUCAAAUCCGAAGAUUAUCCAGCAAGUUGUCAGUGAUAAGGCAUAAGUUAUAAGUAGUAAUUCUUGUUUGAAAAUGUCGGUUUCUGGCUGUGUUACUGUCUGCGAUUCCUUAGCUAUCCCGUUAUGUUCAUCUAACCAACAAGAAGAAAAGACACAGACGACAGUUUCUGAAGAUCUGGAUUAUGAUCGUGUGUUAGUUUCUGAAAAUGAUGAGAAGACAAAAGAUCUGGAAUCCACGAAUACGACGGAUCAUAUCAUCACACCGCCUCAAGAAACAUUACGUUUGUAUGAAAAUGUUAGUGUCUUCGAUGAUGAUGCGAUUGCUGCUCCCGAACCAUUCGCUAACAAUGCAGUACACCCUUCUUCCGAAGCUCCCGAGUCCUCUGCCGAAAAAAACCUCCCACCACACGAUGUGGGGAUUGUUUUUCCGGAUAGUUAUCCACAACCUCCGUCUUCCGAUCUCCAGUGUGACGAUGCAGUGGCAAUUUCAGACGAAAGAAUCCCGAUUGAGAGAAAUGCUCAGAGCGCGGCUGGAGAAAUGGGUCUAAAUCCCAGUCCAACUCCUCUCGUUAUUCGGACUUCGAAUAGCCCGAUACCACCGUCAACGCAGAAGCUUACACUAAAGAUUCAAAGAUCAGCGUCUUCCGUUCACGUGAUGCGAGAGGACAAUCCGAAACCAGAUCUGACUGCAAACAAAGAAAUUUCUCCCGAACCAGAUGAAAAUCCUAGACUGGAGAUUCAGGAGACGGUAGAAAAAACCGAUAAUACAGAAAGUGCAUUUCCUCCUGCUGGUGCUAAAAAGCGAGUCACUGCAUCGAAGAGACAGCCCGCUGCGAAACGCAAAAGGAUUUCUACUGGUAGCGACGAGGAAGCCGAAAUAUUAGAAGAAAGUACUGAGAUCAAUGGUUUCCUCUAUUACUCCACAAAGAAAUCGCGGAAUGAGCUGGCUACGGACAGCAUUUCUUUGCAGCCUGUUCAAGUAUCAUCAGCAACAGGCAGGAUACGUCGGCAAGCGGCUAUUAACAACAAGCUGGUCUGUGUAAAGUUUUCUGAUAGCGUGGAAGGCGAUGAUGACUUUGUUGUGGAAAAAAUAAAGGAAAGCAUUCCGGUAAAAAAGACAGUGAAACCCGUUAACGAUGAUCCUAAAGCCAAACUUGCUCGAGUGCGGGCUUCCCUCGCGCCAUUCAGUAAACGACCAACCGGUGCGUCAGUGCCUGCCAAAACAAGCAGUUCCGGUAAAUUCUCUACCAAAGAACGCCUAAGCAAAAAGUUGGGGUUGGGUAAAAAGUUGUGAGGCCAAUGAGGGUCUGAAAAUGCCUCUAUUAUAGUGUCUAACGUUAAAAUUGUUUCCAAAAGUGGCCGUUUAAGCUACGGUCUCGUGAAGUCCCGUUUUUUCUGAUGUCAUUCUUUUUUGGCAUGAAGAAUGAUUUUGAUUUUCUUAACCCGUAGCAUGUCAUUCUCCUUAAGUGUGACGUGCGCGUUGUUGAUUUGCGAUUUUAAAAAAUAAAUUUUACCUGUAU
Paramacrobiotus metropolitanus is the source of this 1679-nucleotide messenger RNA. RefSeq lists its product as uncharacterized. The record is from RefSeq and is a predicted model, not a curated record. The transcript is spliced from 4 exons. Lineage: Eukaryota; Metazoa; Tardigrada; Eutardigrada; Parachela; Macrobiotidae. Bases 233 to 1453 code for a protein of 406 amino acids.